AUGACGGAACGCAUUCUGAUGAACGAGUUCAAGUCCCUCUCGACGGAGAAAUGGGUUCACAUCGAGUUGAAAGACGAGGAUAUUUUUCGCUGGAAUGUCGCCCUCGUCGUGUUGAAUCCGGACUCCCUCUAUUAUGGUGGCUACUUCAAGGCUGUCAUGGACUUUCCCAAAAACUACCCAUAUUCGCCCCCAAAAUUCCGAUUCAACCGGUCCAUCUGGCACCCCAACAUCUACAAUAGCGGCGAUCUCUGCAUCUCCAUUCUCCACUCUCCAGGCGAUGAUGAACAAUCUGGCGAAGUCGCUGCUGAGCGCUGGUCUCCCGCUCAGCGUGUAGAAUCCGUCUUAAUUUCGAUCCUCUCUCUCCUUGAUGAUGCCGAAUGUUCAUCUCCCGCCAAUGUCGACGCUGGUGUUCAACUGCGCAAAGAUCCCCUCGGGUACCGGGACAGAGUUCGCGAGGACGUCGAGCGCUCCAAGAAGGACAUUCCGGAAGGGUUUGUCAUGCCCACCUUCGAGUCAACUAUGUCCAAGCCCGUUUCGGAAAAAGACGAUGCCGACUUUUGGGCUGAUAGUGAUGUGGACGUCUACAGUGAUGGUGACGAUGAUCCAUUCGGUGGCAGUGACUCGUCUGAUUUUGGUGCCGAUGACGACGAUAUGGAGCUUGACGACGAAGCCGACUCUGCCAGUGAUGACGAAACUGAGAAACAAGAGGACAAACAGGUAUGA
Messenger RNA from Talaromyces atroroseus, 723 nucleotides. RefSeq names its product Ubiquitin-conjugating enzyme. Gene Ontology annotation, biological process: protein polyubiquitination; proteasome-mediated ubiquitin-dependent protein catabolic process. The record is from RefSeq and is a predicted model, not a curated record. Bases 1 to 723 code for a protein of 240 amino acids. Gene Ontology annotation, molecular function: ubiquitin conjugating enzyme activity. The transcript has 3 exons. NCBI's taxonomy places the organism in Eukaryota, Fungi, Ascomycota, Eurotiomycetes, Eurotiales, Trichocomaceae.